GAAAACAGCCACCCCACAAUCUUUCGGACAGGGGAGAAUAUCAGUUACACUUACCUUCAAAAACAUAAGGUGGCUGGGCCACACAGCGGCGUAGAAGAUGGAUAUGUCAAAACAUAAAGUCGUUUAUUGAUAACGGCCGAUGCUAGAGGUUUUUUUUUUCUCCACUGGCGGAAUAUUAAUCAGUCUGCAUGAACUGCCGGUGUAAUUUGAAGACAAAGAAAAGGAUAACUUGUAAUACCUGGAGAAAACUGACCACUGUCUGUUAUGAAUGUUUCACGUUACCACAGUGGUACCAUUAUUGUGAGUGAAGGCUGGCCUAACGAAACUUCCUGAACAUGCUGAGCUUCCUUCGCCGGACUUUGGGCCGGCGGUCUAUCCGCAAACACGCAGAGAAAGCUCGACUCCGAGAAGCUCAGCGAGCCACAACACACAUCCCCGCUGCUGGAGAUGCCAAGUCCAUCAUCACCUGCCGAGUGUCUUUGUUAGAUGGCACUGAUGUCAGUGUUGAUUUGCCGAAAAAAGCCAAAGGUGCAGAGCUGUUUGAACAGAUCAUGUAUCACCUGGAUGUCGUCGAGAAGGAUUACUUUGGCCUGCGCUUCAUGGAUUCAGCCCAAGUCCCGCACUGGCUUGAUGUCACCAAAAGCAUCAAAAAGCAAGUCAAAAUUGGACCACCAUAUUGCCUCCAUAUGAGAGUAAAGUUCUACUCCUCAGAGCCCAACAACUUACACGAGGAGCUAACAAGAUACCUUUUUGUACUACAGUUAAAGCAGGACAUUCUCAGUGGCAAGUUAGAGUGUCCAUUCGACACAGCGGUGGAAUUGGCUGCUUAUGCAUUGCAGGCUGAAAUGGGUGAUUGCGACCCUGCCGACCACGCACUUGACCUGGUGUCAGAAUUCCGCUUCAUCCCAAACCAGACGGAGGAAAUGGAAGCAGCUAUUUACAACACAUGGAAGGAGUGCAGGGGCCAGACGCCAGCACAAGCCGAGAUAAACUAUUUGAAUAAGGCCAAAUGGCUGGAGAUGUAUGGGGUGGACAUGCAUAUGGUCAAGGCACGAGACGGAAAUGAAUACAGCCUAGGUCUGACCCCCACCGGAGUGCUCGUGUUUGAGGGGGAAACUAAGAUUGGCCUGUUCUUCUGGCCCAAGAUCACACGUCUGGACUUUAAGAAAAGUAAACUCACCCUGGUGGUAGUGGAGGAUGAUGAACAGGUAAUGCAGGAGACGGAAGAGGGAAAGGAGCAGGAGCACACGUUUGUCUUUCGGAUGGACCAUCCGAAGGCUUGCAAGCAUCUGUGGAAGUGUGCCGUAGAGCACCAUGCUUUCUUCCGCUUACGUGGCCCGGUCCAGAAGAGUUCUGCACGCUCUGGGUUUAUCCGCAUGGGCUCACGUUUCAGAUACAGUGGGAAGACAGAAUAUCAGACAACUAAGGCCAACAAAGCUAGACGAUCUGCCUCAUUUGAAAGAAGACCAAGCCGCCGUUACUCUAGAAGGACCAUGCAGAACAGAGGUCCUAACAAAUCCUCAGAUAACCACAAUAAUGGAGUGAGCCCAAGCUUAGAAACAAAGCCCACCCAAACACGGCCUCCCUGGUCCGGUAUGCCUGUGGUCAGCAGCCCGCCCUCUGCACCAUGCCCCAUGGAAAUCGAAACCCUCCCCAGGAGCCCCGGAGGCAGCCAAUUGGACAAGAGGAGCAUGCCCUUGGUGACUGACCUCUUGGAGACAUGCGUAGAUGAGGUUCUUCGAGCCCCUGUUCCCAUGGUGACAGCAGAAGAAGUGGGACCAGGUGCUGCUCAUACCACCGCCAGCACAGCCACAGAAGAGACCCUUUCUCUCACCGAGGCUGCAGCUCGGCUCAAGCAACUAGAGAUUGAAAACACUCCAGUGUCUGCUCCAGCCAAAACCAACGUCAACCUCAACAUGAACAACCAGGAGGAAGUGGCCAAGCUGACAGAGAAAAGUUUGAAUAGUGUGGGCAGCAGUCCUGUCCUGAACCAGCUCAGAUCUCCUGAGGAACUCAAGAGCAACAUCCUGAAAGCUCAGGCAGAAGCAGCACUCAAGGAUUCUAGAGAUGAGCUUGGACUGACUCCAGACAAGAACUGUAACCUGCAGGAGGCAGCAGCCAGGUUGACGGGUCGUGGAGGGCGUAUGGGAAGCACAACUUCUCUGCCAGUGAGUGGGAGAGCGGAGCGCCAGGAGUCCUGGGACCUGCUUAAACAGCCCGGCCUGCUGCCCUGCUCUACCAGCAGCCUGGAAGAGAACGCAGAUGACUUCAUCUCUUCUGUGCCGACUCUGUCAUCAGAUCCAGUGAAUGAGGCCCAGUCAUCCAAGGUCAAAGUUCAGGAUCCUGAGCCGCUGACAGCCUCUCUGACUGAUAACCUGAUAGACUUCACAGACCCCAUCCCUGUAGUGCCAGCUCCCAAACCCACAAUCACUCCUCGAUGGAUCAUUCCAGCAUCAGCACCUAUACAGUCUGGCACCUUUACUAACGGCCUCCUUGACUGUACAGCAAAGAUGUCAUCUCACCAUCCUGAAGGAGCUGCUAUUUCCUCACUCCCCCAUCUCUCUCACACACACAAUGUGAUUGCCACCAGCAUUGUGGCUCACCCAAUCAAGGACGACAACCACAAACCCAAAGGUCUGCUGACUACUGAACUCUGAGAGCAACGCUUUGAGCACAUGCCCAGCACCUGUCAUUGGACCAUCAAAUGUUUCCCUACAUUCCAGUCAAACACAUUCCAGUGCCCUUACAAUGCAGGCACAGACAACUGGACUCUGGGCAUGCUUGGGGUUGCAGUUUCAUCUUUAAGAAUGCCGACUUUUGACAGAUGGCAUCCGCAAGGCCAGGUCUCAACGCUGGUGACCAAGAAUAAAAGAUUUGAACUCAGUUUAAGUGCACAAAGGGCUAACAGCAGGGUACAGUGUUUGGGGACCACCAUUCCUUUUAUAACUUUUAUACCUCUUUUAAGUGACUCUACACAGCCCUUUGGUGUAGCAGAAGCACAUAAAUGAAGGGAUGUUUGAUCAUCUAGAAUGUUUGAUCCACCUGCUGUCCACUUCCUGUUCAGAUGACUGUGAAAGAACUUGUGAUCCCCUUGGAUCGCAGUGCAUCACUGACUAUUUUAGAACUGGAGUAGUUUUUCCUACAGAAAUUCUAUUUUUUAAUCUUUUUGCCUUUCUUUUGCUCUGCUUUCUAUGUUCUUAUGAAGUAGCUGCAUUCACAUACACUUUUAAGUACUGUACUCUAAACUGCACAUUUGUUAGAGCACUGUUGUGUAGCAUUGGGCAACUCAUGAAGUCAUUGAGCCAAGAUAUGCUGUUUGAAUCUUUUAUCAAUGCUGUUUUUAUCCAUACAUAGUAGUUAUGAACUGCCUUAUUUUAAUAGCUCACAGAUUUUAAAUGUACAUGAACAUAUUACACCAUAACGUUACAGUGUAAUUUGUCAUCUAUUGUGUUUAAUUGAAAUAUUUCACUGGGUGUUCUGUGUAGAGUGUAAAUGCAGUUCUUAAGUGUGCUUCACAGUUUAAAAAUGCUGUAUUAGAUGUUAUGUGAGACACAGGAGCAGCUGAGACCUCUGUCACCCACUGGCUCAUACAGUAUCGAAGACUUGGACCAUGUAAACAAACUAAAAUGUUAUUCACUGUGAUACAAUGGAGGGGGGAAAAAAAUCACCACGCACAGUCUGUGCCGGUGGUUACCGCAAAUGAGAGGCCUUUCAUGGACCCUUCCUCCUCCACGGCAAGUUCCACAAGCAUUUGCUGCUAUUUUUCAGUACACUAAAAAGUAAUUGGUAUAAUCACUGGAUCUGAAAUCACUGGGAUGAAAUGUUUAGAGGUCAAAUUUUACCUUUUUAUACAGUCAAUUCUUGUAAAUAAUUAUAUGUUGGUUGUUUAUAUGGUCUGUCUGUUCUGAUUUGCUGUCUUUAGUGGAAGUGCUCAGUCACAGAAGGCAGUUGUAGCUGGAAUCUGUUGAUAUGCUAAUCAUUUUCUUCUCCAAGUCUCACACUGUAGGCUGAUUUACAUAUAUUAAUGACCUGUAGAUGUCACAGCAAUGAUCUGUUUAUAUCAAUACACUGACUGUAAGCCUUGUCAUUUUGUAUAAUGUGACAUUACACAAGUAAAGAUAUUUUAACAUUGU
Labeo rohita (rohu) is the source of this 4133-nucleotide messenger RNA. It is a transcript of the gene epb41l5, whose product is annotated as erythrocyte membrane protein band 4.1 like 5. Lineage: Eukaryota; Metazoa; Chordata; Actinopteri; Cypriniformes; Cyprinidae. Gene Ontology annotation, molecular function: cytoskeletal protein binding. The transcript has 27 exons. Gene Ontology annotation, cellular component: cytoskeleton. The record is from RefSeq and is a predicted model, not a curated record. Bases 336 to 2657 code for a protein of 773 amino acids.